AUGCCCCCCGCCCUCCUAAUAAUCGAUAUGCAAAACAUCUUCGCCCCCAUGACCAAAGCCGCCCUCCCCAAAAUCCAGCACCUGCACGCCUUUUUCGCCUCCAAAGGCUGGCCCCGUAUCUUCACGCAGCACGGCCACAGCAAAGCAGAACUCACGUCCCCGUUCACGAACCAGCUGGUCCGUAAAUGGGGCCCCGACGGCUCGAUCGCCAAGGGCAGCCACGACUGGAAGCUCAUGCCUGCGGUCCAGAAACUCGUUGAUGCCGACGCCGACGCCGACGCCUCGUCUGGGCACGAUAGCAAGGAAGGGGAGGCUCCACUUAUUAUUGCAAAGAAUACCUACGACGCCUUCCUGGGCAUCGUGCCCUCUACGAGCUCUGUCUCUGCGCCCUCCCAGCUGGAGGAGCUCCUUAGGGCUAGGGAUGUCACUAGAGUGGUGGUUUGUGGCGUCAUGACGGAUUGCUGCUGCGAUACGACGGCGCGCAGCGCGUUUAAUAGAGGGUUUGAGACCUGGCUGGUUAGUGAUGCGUGUGGGAGCGCGAAUCGGAGGCAGCAUGAGGCUGGGCUAAGGGGCUUUGGGUUUGCGUUUGGGGAGGUGCUUGAGACGGAAGAGGUUGUGGCAAGGCUGGAGAAGGGGGACUAG
Messenger RNA from Coniosporium apollinis CBS 100218, 642 nucleotides. RefSeq lists its product as uncharacterized. The transcript has a single exon. Bases 1 to 642 code for a protein of 213 amino acids. The record is from RefSeq and is a predicted model, not a curated record. Lineage: Eukaryota; Fungi; Ascomycota; Dothideomycetes.